Molecule: messenger RNA, 8566 nt
Organism: Cinara cedri
Lineage: Eukaryota; Metazoa; Arthropoda; Insecta; Hemiptera; Aphididae
Source: the annotation of a GenBank genome assembly
GUCAUUGAGUGCGCGAGUUGAUACGAUAUUUGCAAGCAUAUACAUCAUCUUUUCCAUGAAUGCAUUUUAGCCAUUGUUAAUACGGCCAUCUUAUAUUAUAUUAUCUAAAUAAAUACAUAGAUUAUUAAGUAAAUUAAUAAAUACAUAACUUUAUUGACGAUUGUAGACAGUGUCUACUAGAUACAAAAAUAUUAAAUUAAUUUUUCUUAUAAUAUAAAAUGUUUCAAAUUUAGUCCACAUUAUAUUUUAUUAUAAUUUAAUAUAGUUAUUUUCAUUAGGUAUGGUAUUCUUAGUUUUUCCUCGUUGUUUCAUUACUCAUGGUUAAAUAAUUAAUAAUACCUAAUACAUAUACAGGUAUAUCAUUUACAAGAACAGUCAACUGCCUAGUGUUAAGAGUUUGAAACUAAAAAUGCAUUCUGUUUCGAAGAGAAGAAGGUAAUAUAAUCCACUUUUUUUCAUUUUUAAAAAGUAAUUUUGUUUACAUGGUAUUAAUCUCAAUUUAAACUUGGUUAUUUUUUUUUAGACUUUCGCCAAACAUGGUUAUAGACGAUAAAAAAAAAUAUCCAGUAAAUAGAGAUUUUGUAGUUUGCGAAGGAUUAUAUGAAAAGUGCUUCAGUAAAUUUAAUGAAAUGAGGAGGUAAUUUUAUUCAGUUACACUGAACAAAGAUCUAUUUAAUUCAUCCUUAUUUAAUUAAUUUGUUAUAGUAAUCAACAACUAUGUGAUGUUAAACUUAAAACCAAAAAUGGUGAUAUUAUUUGGGCUCAUAAAGUUGUUCUUGCAGCCAACAGUGAAUACUUUAAUAUAAUGUUUAAUGGCCAAUUUAAAGAAUCCAGAGUCGCAGAAAUUGUUAUUCAACAAUUAGAUGUAUUCAUAUUAAAUCUGUUGAUUGAUUUUAUUUAUACAUCUAAAUUAUUCAUAUCUGAACAAAAUAUACAUGUGAAUUAAUUGUUUACUUUAAAUUUAUUAAUGUAACUUAUUAUAUAAUGUUCUUUAAAAAUUUGUUUAGGAAAUUCUAAAUGGAAUCUGCUUACUACAAUUUAAUGAACAAGUCCAAAAUCAAUGUUUUAACUAUAUUAAAACAAGAGUUAAUCCUAACAAUUGUCUAGGAAUAAAAGAAAUAACAGAACACUUAGGGUUACAAGAGUUAUGUUCAUUUUGUUUGAAAUAUAUUUUCAUACUCUACAGGUAAUAUACAUUAUUAGAUAUGUUAGAAAAUAUAAUUAUAUACAGAUAAACUACUGUUUUAACCCAUGUUAUAUUUAGCAUUUUUCUUAAAAACCAUUACUCGGGUGCCUCUAAUUUCCUUUUUCAACUGAAUUAUCCAGGUUUUGCUACCUAACAACCUUUUACUUAUAUAAAUCUUUUAAGGUAUCUUCCUGAUAUAAAACUGACGCAAAUAGUAAUAAUAAUAAAAUAAAGUAAUGAAUUCUGUGGCUUUUAUCUUGGAAAGUUCUAGUUUGCUUGCACAAUAUUACUUAUUAUGUAUAUUUGUUUUUUGUUACAUUGCUUCCUUAAUAUAUAAAAUAUUGCACUUAUUUUAUUUGCACGUUAUCCAAUCUAUGUUAAGUAAAACAAGCUCAGUUUUAUUUUUGUGUAAUUGUAUUCCGUAUUUAUUUCUGUUUCUAUGCUGAAUGCUAUGUCAUGAAUAUAUCGCAAAGUAUUAAUAUUUCGAACCUCUUUUUAUAUUUUAUUCUCAAUUUUCGCAUUGUCUUUUCAAUGUACUUGUUGCAUAGUAUGUUUUCAUAAAUUAUUCACUAAUAUAAAAUUACCACAUUAAUUUUUUUAUUAUUUCUCUCUUUUUAGAUUCUAAGCGGAGCGAAUAAAGAAUUGGUUUUACUGUGUGUUUUCUUUUAUUAUUAUUUUUUUUUUUUUUAAUUCUGAGCGUAGCUUAUUUUAUUUUGCAAUUAAAUAAUUUUUCUACCAAAAACUUGCUUCAAUUAAAUAAUAACCUUUUUUGCUGCAUUUUGAAUCUAGUUGGUAAGUAAGAAAGGAUAUUUCUGAAGGAUAGUGUCUUGUUUAUGAGUUUUUGUUUUCUUAAAGGACUAUCUUACUCAACAAUUUUUUUUUGGCUUAAAUUAUAGUACAUACUACACAGUAUGAUGAAAAAAAGCGAUAUCACUGAAAUUAGUUUGUGACUAUCCAUUCACUAGUUAUGAUGAUUUUUAAUAUUGUGCGUGGUAUUACAGUUUCGUUCACUUUGACGGCGUCCAUAUAUAAUAUACGGAAAUAUUUUUUUUAUUUUUGGUUUUAGUAAAAUAACUGCUAAUGAACUUAUUUUUUUUCGAAUGGCCUAAUCAUAUAUAUUUAAGACUACUUCAUAAUCUUUCUAUUUGUAAAAUUAUAUCACAUUUUGGUUUAAUAUUAAUCAAAAUAAUAACAAUUAUACUAAAAUACACCACUGUCAUAAGAGUGCUGCUAUGAGUUUAUUUUUAAUUUUAUAAUAAUAUGUUAACAUCAAUGUUUAUUUUUCAUAACAAUGUAGUCUUAUCGCCGUAUUAAAGUUAUAAAUAUCUUUGUGAUUAUAAUAUUUCGAAUAAGUAGUAUCGUCAAAACAAUAUCAUUCACAGUGAAUGUUUGGUAAAUUUAUAAUAUUUUUGUAAUCUUUUUCUAUUAAAGUUUUCUGUAAUAAAAUAAUUAUUGAUUUUUCGAGUUUAAUAAUUGAGGGGAGAAGUAAGUUUACAAAACUAAAAGUUACAUUAUUUUAAAUUUUGUUUUAUUGUUACUUAGUUAAAAUUAUUCAAAGAAACUUGAAUUUUUCACAAAAUACUUAUAUUUGCCUUUUAUAAAGACGUGAUUGAAUUUUCAAAACAUCUUGACGAUUUUAAAGCUAUUUAUAAGCAUUUAAAGUACAUUUUUUCUUUUUUUUUGUAGGUUCUUUGUGUAGGUUUAUUAUAAGUUGUACUUGAUGGUAAAAAAGAGUUGAAUUUAAUGUAAUAGUAUUUUUUUUUUUUAUAAGAGUUCUAAGAAAAAGAAGUUUAACAAAAAAAUUUUAAAAUUAUGGUAUUUCAAAAUAUAUAUGACUGAACUUUGUUCAGAAUCGUAUUUUGUUAGCAAUGGUUUAUUGUUGCUUACAGAUAUAAAUUAAAUAGCUUUAUGCAUCCUACCCUUCCAUUUCCCCACCUACAACAAUGACACACCCAUCAGUAGUAUCAGUACUUAUUUAUUUGACAUUUUAUUGAGUAACUAAAACAAAAAAGUAUCUAAAAAGUAUUUAAGUAUCUUAAACAAUUAGUUUUUUUAUUUUGUUAAUUUCAUAAUUUAUAUUAUUCUUUAUAUUAAAUACAAAAUUGUUUUUUUCUAUAGGAAAGUAAUUGAACAUGAUGAAUUUGUAUUUAUUACUUUUGAAGAAAUAUUACAAAUUAUUAAAAGCGAAGAAUUGUGCGUCAGUGAAGAAUUAGUGAGUAAAAAAUUUGUAAUCUCUAGUUAUUAAUAAUAUUUCCUCAAUUAUACUAUGACUAUACAAUUAAUAAUCAUUACUAUAAUUUGUUUAUUCUUAAAUUUAUGUUUAGUAAAUUUAUUUUGUUUUACUUUAUUAUUCUAUCUUAUUUUUAAUGAACUUAUCCAUGUAUUUUUUAAAUUUUAUCUUGUAAUAAUUAUAAAUAAAUAAUUUUUCUAUCAUGAUUAGGUGUAUAAAUCUGUGUUAAAGUGGACAGUGCAUGACUUAGCUAAUCGUACAAAGCAUUUACCAGUCUUGUUGAAUUAUGUACGCUUGCUAAAUAUUUCUACUUCUUUUAUGAAAUCAAUAACUCAAAAGGAACCAUUUCUGAAAUUAAACAGCAAAUGUAAAUUAGAAAUAAUAUAUUUCUUGACAUAUAUUCAAUCAAUCUUUAUAUUUUAACAGGUGUGAAAUAUUUAUCUAAAGCUUUUGCUCUUCAACAGGAGAAUAAUGCUAUAUUAAACCUAACAUACUCUAUUAGUAUUCCAUUUCGUCCAAAUUAUUCAGAAGUAAAUAUAUUUAAUUUUACCUAUUAUAAUUGUUUAUUUUAUUAGUAUUUUGUUUUUAUUAUUAUUAUAUUUAUUGCACUUAAUUCUUAUUAUUUUAAUUACAAUUGAGUAAUUUUAUAUAUUGUUGCAGUAUAUUUUAAUUUUGAAUAAAGUUGGAGAAAAUAAUAAUCGUUCACUUUUGUUUAAUGCAAUAUCAAAAAAAUGGAAGUAUAUAGAUUUGAGAUUUCCAAGUAUUCCCAGUAUUGCAUCUUAUGUGCUUAAUGAUAGCCGCAUUAUACAUUUAGCUGGUUGUCAACUAUUGAAUUCACAGACUAAUGCAGUUUUACGCCCUUAUUUUGAUGAUUAUUCUAAAGCAGUAAUUCAAGAAUUAGGGGAUAGAAAAGUAAAUCUAACAACUACUACACCAAUGAAUGAAAUACACAAUGAAAACAACAUUGUUCAAAUUGGCAGUAAAAUUUAUGUGGUAUAUUACAAAUUCAAUAUAAUUUUAAUGAUUAUCACUUAAUUAAUAUUAUUUAUAGGUGUGUUAUUAUAAUAGUGAAUACUAUGAUAUUGUUGAAGAUAAAUGGUUUAAAAUGAAGUGUUCAACAAAUGUUAGAACUUCUUGUAGCGUUAUUGCUUUUGGUGGUUAUAUUUAUGCUGUAAGAGAUUAAAUAAUAUAAAUUAAUUAAUUAAAAUUAUAAUUACAAACCGUAGUAUUUGGUUGAAAUUUAUUUAUUUAUUUUAAAUUUAAAUUUUUGAUUACUAGAUUGGUGGAAAUAUUGGAAGAAGUGAUACUAAUUUAGUAGAAAAAUAUAACCCAGAAACGGCUGAGUGGACUACUGUCUCUCCAAUGAAAUAUAAAAGAAGAAGUGUUUCGCUUUGUGUAUUGAAUGAUUGUAUAUAUGCUAUAGGAGGUGCAGGACGUGUGAGUACUUUUUUAAAAGAAGUGGAAAAGUAUAAUCCUAUUACUGAUACUUGGGAAGAUGUGGUUAGCUUAAAGCAUGGUAGAAACACUGCAGGUUAGAUUUUUAAUUAAUUACCAGUAUAAUUACUAUUUGCUUAUUCUUUUUAUUAAGAAAUUAUUGUAAUUUUGAAUUUUGUAUAUUUUCAAAAUAGGUGCUGCUUCUAUAAAUGGAUAUCUCUAUGUGUUUGGCGGUGGUAAUAAAAUCUAUACAAUUGAAAAAUAUUGUCCUUUUAAGAAAAAUUGGACUGUAUUGGAACUACGAAUUCCGAAAGCCUUUGGUAGGACUACUACAUGUACUGCUUUUACAAUUCGACGUGAACAUCAACAUAAAUUUUUGAGUUUUUGUCAAACUAAAUUUAGGUUUGAAAUAGGUUCAAAUUAAAUUCCUAUUAUGUAUUAUUUAUCAUAUAUGUGAUUAUGAAAUAUUACACUUUAAUCAAUAAUUUAUUACAAUAUAUAUGUAUUAGGGUGGUUCUUAUUUUAUAGAUAAUGAAAAUAAAGUUAAAUAUUUUAAAUGUGUUUUUAAAAUUUAAUUAAAAAACUUGCAUUAAAAUAAAAAUGUACCAGACCUUUGUUAUAGGAUAUCAAAUUGUCUAUAAAAAAAAAAAAUGUCUUGACAAAGUUUCUCGUAAAUUAAAACAUUUCUGAUAAAAUCAAUAAAAUACUUAUUACGUAAUAAAGCAUUUUCAAAGCUAUGCUAAACUUUGUCAAGACUAUUUUUUUUUUGGGUUGAGUUAUCAUCACCAAAUUCACUCUCAUAUAUUGAUAAAUGAAAUAAUGGGAGUUUGAUCAAAAUUAUCUAACUUUUUUUUUCUUCAUCUAAAAUUAAGUUCCACUGUAAUAUAUAUAUAUAUGUAUUUAUAAAUAAUACAUACAUACUUACAUUUAAUAUUUAUAAUUUUAAAGAUUUUCAAUAAUUAGUCCAACAUAAUUUUUAGCAUUAUAAUGGAUUCAUUAAUCUAGUGUUUCUCAACUAGUGAUAGGCAUAAAAAAAAGUAGAAAAUCCAUAGUAGUUUAAAGUUUUCUGUGUGAAUGUGUUUUUAAUGUUUUCAUCUUUGUUAAAAUGCGCACGCUUCUUUGACUCUGAACUAUGUAUGAAAAUAUUAGCGGCAAACUGCGUGCUUUGACAGUGGGUUGUGGGCGCAGCACGUGUUUGUAGUGAAUUAAAAAUUACUCCGCUCCCCACUUGUUUUAAAUAUUAAAUAAACAAUUUUUGUCACAUACAUAAACACCCUUUUUUUGAUUUGAACCUAACUGGUUCGAGGGUUGUUUAAUAAGUAAAUUAAGUGCUAUAAAAUCUUUUUUAAUGUAUACUUGUGUUCUUUACGUAUUCUUUGCAUAUACUUUUUUUUUACUUUUCAACAUAAUCCAUCUUUACACAAAUACAUCCAUCUCACUGCUUCAUAUUUCUUUGGACUGAUCUUUGACCCAUUUAUUCAUGUUCUUUGACUUAAUUAUUUUGAAAAUAUUUCUGCAUUAAUAAUUUCUGAGUGUUUCAAACCAAUGGAAAUCAGAAGGUGCCAAGUCUGGACUGUAGGGGUGGUGUGGGAGAACAUCCGAACCCAUUUCUUGUAAUAAAUCUUGUGCCUUCCUGGUGUUUUGAGGGGUGGCAUUGACUUUUUGAAGAAUCUCCCUUUGUCAUCAUGUCAAGACAUACAUGUUGUUUCUAUUAAAUUGCUAGAUUUAUAUGGUCUUUUAGAAGUUGUGAGUAUGAUUGUGAGUUCACAGUACAUCUUUUUUUUGAUAAAAUGACUGAGAAUCGCACCUUUUGUAUUUCAAAAUAUAGUCAAGAACUUUAUUUGCAGAUGAGCAUGAUUUGAAUUUUUUGGUGGAUGUCGAUUCAAGAUACUUCCAAACCAUGCUUAAUUUUUUGUUUCUGGUUUAUAAUGGUACACUCAUGUCUCAUCACAGGUUACAAUUUUUAAGUUCUAUGCAAUUUUUGGGGUGAUUUUUCUUAUUAGUGUCAAUAUUUUAGGAAUCCAUUUGGGACUAAUAUUCACAAAUUCAGAUUGACGUGAAUAAUUUUAUGGAUGGUAAAUUUGAGUGAAAUUUCUUCAAUAGUUACUCGUCUAUUUGCCAAAAUCAAAUUUAAAUGUUGUUUUUAAACACAGGCAUUGAAAUUUCAACUGGACAUCCUCUUCGCUGUUUAGUGUACACUUUUUCGGACAUUUGUAAAUUUCUAGAUACACAAAUAAAAAUUUGCAUGGUUCAUACACAUACUACCAUAUUGUGUGACCAUUCUGUGGUAAAAUUUAUAAGGCUUAACUAGUUCCACCAUUAAAAUUGAAUAGCAUUGGUCAGUGGGUGUACUAUCUUUCUGAACAGGGACAUCACUUUGGGCUUCACUGGAAAAUGAACAAUUAAGUAUGUUGACCAAAUAACUUUUGCAAGGUGUAGUCAACACAUUACUAACAAAAUGCUAUAUUUAGAUAGUUUUUAUCAUCUUUCAUUCUCCUCCUACAAUGAUUUGUCUGUUUAAUUGUUGAAAAACUCUCAUAUUUAAUAUAAUAAUAUGAUAGGUGGUGGAGUUACAGAUCAAGAAAUACUUUCUAGUGUACUUCAAUGAAACAAACUAUUACCAAAGUUUGUAUGGUUUAAUGAAAUUCAGUUCCUAAUUUUCCUUAUUCUGCCAUUCAUAUAUAUGCCAUAUUGCCAUAAAAUAAAAGUAAAAAUGUGUGCCUCGCAGAGUUAAGUGGUGUAUGGAGGAUUGGUUGGAAGUCGAAAAAUAUGUAAAUAAAAAGGUUGAGAAACGCUGUAUAAUUUAUUUUAUUUACUUAUUGUGUUAAAUAAUAAACACUAUGUGCAUUUCUAUUAUUAUUUGUAGUGAUACAAUAUAUAUUUUGUAUUUUUUUUCUUAAAUUUAAAUCUAAAUUGAAUUCCUAUUUUCUCAUUAUGUGUAAUUUAUUUUAUUUAAUUACUGUCAUAAAAUGUUGUGCUUUAAACAAUAUUGUAAUAAUACUAUUAUAUUUAUAAGUUUUCAUCAAAUAUUCCAAUAUAAUAUUGUAUUACUGCCAUUUUAAUUUUACUUAAUGUUUGUUAAUGUAUUCUCUUUUUCUAAAGUAUAACAAUAAUUAUAUAAUUACUAGUUAAGAUACUUUAUUAGUUUAAUGUACUACUGUAGAUAAUAAUUAGUAGUUUUAGUAUGAUAAUUAAUAUUUUAAUGUGUGCCAAACAUUGCAAAUUCUCCAAAUUUUUCACAAAUAUGUCUAAAGAUGUAAAUUUUCUGCAUGUUGGAUCUUUAUCUAAAAUAUUUAUCAAGAUUUUCAACAGUUUUUUUUUUUUGACUAUUAAAACAGCUCCUAAUUAUUUGUACCCUUAUAGAUGUGGAUUUUUUAGCCUAUAGUAUUUUAAUUGAAAUAAAUUUUCAAAAUUAACAUUAGUUUUUCUAAAAAUGUUAAAAACUAACAACAAAUGUUGUUUUACUUUAGUCCAUUUUCAUUGAUUUUUGUGUUAACUUAGCUCUAGGGCAAAAAAACACUACUAAAACUACUCAGCUAAGAUUCUUUUUUUUAAUCUUCAAUGAUUUAUCAUAUAGCCAGUUAUGUAAUUAAUUUAACCUAAAGUUAAUUAUAUUAUCUUAGUAAUUAAAAAUCAUUAAAUUAUCAUAAUAUAAUCACAAUGUAUUAUUUUUAUUGUUCAAUAUAAAACAUCAUAAUUAAUUAGAAACAUCAGAC